Colletotrichum higginsianum IMI 349063 is the source of this 2571-nucleotide messenger RNA. Its product is annotated as Chloride channel protein. The record is from RefSeq and is a predicted model, not a curated record. NCBI's taxonomy places the organism in Eukaryota, Fungi, Ascomycota, Sordariomycetes, Glomerellales, Glomerellaceae. The transcript has a single exon. Gene Ontology annotation, biological process: chloride transport; intracellular copper ion homeostasis; intracellular iron ion homeostasis. The coding region runs from base 1 to 2571 and encodes 856 amino acids. Gene Ontology annotation, cellular component: membrane; fungal-type vacuole; endoplasmic reticulum. Gene Ontology annotation, molecular function: voltage-gated chloride channel activity.
AUGACUUCCCGAAGCACGUCCUUCUCCCACAGUCCGCACCGGCCUCCGCGCCCAUCCAUCAGCUCGAGAAUCUCUUUCGCCGUCUCGACCGCCGAGCAGAGCGAGCACGACGACGAGGCCGCCGGUGCGGCGCCCGCCCACCACCACCAGCAGCAACAGAUCGAGGAGGAGAUCGCCGAGAUCAAGCGCUAUGAGGACUUCACCACGAUAGACUGGGUCCAGGAUGCCGCCCGGGAGCAGGCGCGGAGGAAGCUGCGGCGGAGGCGGCAGGCCGGCAUGCUCGACAGCGGCCAGGCAGGGUGGAGGCACCGCCUGCGCGAGUCCUACGACGCCGCCCAGGGCUGGCUUGUCGUGACGUUGAUCGGGGUUGCCAUCGGGCUGAAUGCGGCGUUUCUCAACAUUAUUACGGAGUGGCUGUCCGAUAUAAAGAUGGGAUACUGUACGACGGCCUUCUACCUCAACGAGAACUUUUGCUGCUGGGGCGAGGACAACGGCUGCGACGAGUGGCAUCGCUGGACGGGCUUCGGACCGGCGAACUACUUUUUAUACAUCCUCUUUGGCACCGUCUUCGCCUUCACCUCGGCCACGCUCGUCAAGUCAUUUGCGCCCUACGCCGCAGGGUCGGGUAUCUCGGAGAUCAAAUGCAUCAUUGCCGGCUUCGUCAUGAAGGGAUUCCUGGGUUCCUGGACGCUCCUGAUCAAGUCCGUCUGCCUGCCCUUGGCCAUCGCGUCCGGCCUGUCCGUCGGAAAGGAGGGCCCCAGUGUGCACUAUGCCGUGUGCACCGGAAACGUCAUCUCACGCUUGUUCGAAAAGUACCGCCGCAAUGCCGCCAAGACGCGGGAGAUCCUGAGCGCCUGCGCCGCGGCCGGUGUUGCCGUUGCCUUUGGUAGUCCCAUCGGCGGCGUACUGUUCUCUCUGGAAGAGAUGUCGAACUACUUUCCUCUCAAGACCUUGUGGCGCAGCUACUUCUGCGCCCUCGUCGCAACGGCCGUGCUUGCGGCCAUGAACCCCUUUAGGACGGGACAGCUUGUCAUGUUCCAGGUUCACUACGACCGAUCGUGGCACUUUUUCGAGGUGGUCUUCUACAUCAUCUUGGGCAUCUUUGGCGGUCUCUACGGCGCUUUUGUCAUGAAGUGGAAUCUACGAGCCCAGGCCUUCAGGAAGAAGUACCUGUCAAAGUAUGCCAUCGCAGAGGCGACCAUCCUCGCGGCCGGAACCGCCAUCAUCUGCUACCCCAACGUCUUCUUGAGGAUCGACAUGACGGAGAGCAUGGAGAUCUUGUUCCUCGAGUGCGAGGGAGGCGAGGAUUACCACGGUCUAUGCGAGCCCGACAAGCGGUUUUCCAAUAUUCUGUCGCUGGCUCUGGCCACGGUUCUCAGGGUUCUGCUCGUCAUUAUCUCGUACGGUUGUAAAGUGCCAGCCGGCAUUUUCGUUCCAUCCAUGGCCAUUGGCGCAUCAUUCGGCCGCACGGUUGGCAUCAUUGUCCAGGCAAUCCACGAAGCCAACCCCACGAGUGCGUUCUUCGCUGCUUGCAAGCCGGACGAGCCUUGCAUCACACCCGGCACAUACGCUUUCCUAGGUGCAGCCGCGGCGCUGAGCGGCAUCAUGCACAUUACUGUUUCUGUGGUUGUCAUCAUGUUCGAGCUCACCGGCGCUCUGACGUACAUCCUCCCCACCAUGAUCGUUGUCGGAGUGACCAAGAUCGUCAGCGAGCUCUUUGGCAAGGGUGGCAUCGCCGACAGGAUGAUCUGGUUCAGCGGGUUCCCUUUCCUGGACAACAAGGAGGAACACAACUUUGGCGUUCCCGUCUCUGAGGUCAUGCGGACCGAGAUCACAUCGUUGCCGGUGAGCGGCAUGGCCUUCUCCGAGCUCGAGAACCUCCUCAAGGAGGACAAGUAUCAAGGCUUCCCCAUCGUCGAGGACGCCACCUCCAAGAUCCUCGUCGGCUACAUCGGCCGCACCGAGCUUCGCUACGCCAUCGACCGUGUAAGGCGCGAGAGGCCGAUUAAUCCAGACGCGAGAUGCACCUUUUCGCCCCCGCCGGCGGCACUCAACUCGACCGCCCCGCUCACACCCACCGUGACGGUGAACCUCGACUCGAUGUCGUCCACGUCGGUCGAUUUCAGCCGGUACAUCCAUACAACGCCCGUGACGGCGCAUCCCCGUCUGCCCCUUGAGACAGUCAUGGAGCUCUUCCGCAAAAUCGGCCCUAGGGUCGUGCUCGUCGAAUACCACGGCCGCCUUUCGGGUCUGGUCACCGUUAAGGAUUGCCUGAAGUACCAAUUCACGGCCGAGCACGCCGAGAACCCGCGCGACGACUCCGCCCUCGCUGAGAGCCAGGAGAGGUUGUGGAGCGCGAUGCGGCUCGCCGCGGGGUGGGUAUCGGACAAGGUGUUGAUGGCGUCUGGUGGGAGGGUGCGGUUAUCGUCGGUCGACGAGCGGAGGGGUGGGAGUGGAAAUAGUGGAGGUGGAGGUGGCGGCGGCGGCGUCGGCCGGCUGGCCGGUGCGCAGAUACUGGACGGUGAUGAGGAUGAUGUCGAUGACGGGGGCGUGGAGCUCGAGAACCGUUGA